This is a messenger RNA of Paramecium pentaurelia, 1206 nucleotides long. NCBI's taxonomy places the organism in Eukaryota, Ciliophora, Oligohymenophorea, Peniculida, Parameciidae. The record is from the annotation of a GenBank genome assembly.
AUGUUAGGAUUGCAGUAUUACUCUUACUAAUAUUAUUCUUAUUAGGACUUGUAACAAUUAAAAGAAAUACUUGCAUAUGAUUCAAUUGGUGAGAUCGAAUUUUAUGAAGAUGAGAAAGUUAUUGAAUACAAAAUAAAUAGAAAAAAUUGUAUACUGUUAAGCGAUUUAAUAGAAUUAAUAGUAAUUGUUAAGUUUUAUUUUUAGAAAAUUGGGUUUAUAAGAUUUCAUUUAGGAUAGUUACUAUAGCUUUUUAUUAAUUUAUUAGAGAAAGUGAAGGUCAUGCAUUUGAAAAAAAUAGAACACUUAUAUUUAAGUUUAGAUCGUAUUUGGUUGAAAUUAGAAAAUAAUCAAUAUCUCACUAUUUUAUAUAAACCAAUUAAGUAUGAUAUUGCUUUUACAGGAUAUAAAAAUAUAUUUCAUGAAAAUUUACCAAAAUAGGAAUGUGCUGACUCCGAAAAUAUACACAACAUUAUUUCAAACAUAAUCAACACUUUUAAAACUGAAAACAUUUUUUGUAAUAAAAAUGGCAGCUCAAAAAAUGAGAUUAUAAAUAAGAUUUAUAAUGUUAUUCUUAAAUCAUGCUAAAAGUAAAAUUUAUAAGAAACUAUUAAUACAAUUUAUUAGUUGCUUAAAAAUAAUUAAUUUAACCAUAUAUAAUAAACAAUUUAAUUUGAUGAUAAAUUAAAGUACUACUCAAAGAGAUAACAUUAACAAGGUAAAAUUAAGGAUAAAUUAUAAUUUUUGAUUACAAAAUAUGAUAAAAAUCCUUUACUUUUAGAUCUAUUUUUGUUUGAAAAAAUUAGUGAAAUGAGAUAAAACUUGAAGAAUUGGUAAAGCAGAGAUUUCAAUGAGAUUUAGGAAUAAAAAUAAUAUUAAACAUUAUUAUAAAAUUACGAAUAGAAACAGUAAUAAUUAUAAGAAGUUGCUUCUGAAAAUAUUAACACUUUGAUUGUUGGUUAUUAGAAAGUAAAAUUUGAACCUUAUUUUAAAUUUUAAAUGGAAUAGUCUUUAAUAAAAAACACAAUUGAAUAAAUAAUGAAAUCUAAAAUUUUUAAAUAUUUUGAAAAUUCCAAACAAAUAUAUAAUAGUAAUACUAAAGAUUUUCAAAAUUAUUUAGUAAUUAAUACUGCAAUUCCAAUCAUAAAUGAUUUAAUUGAUGAUUUUAUCAGACUCUAAUUUCUGAUGCUGAUAAAUGAUUUAAUUUGA